This is a messenger RNA of Plodia interpunctella (Indianmeal moth), 7011 nucleotides long. It is a transcript of the gene CASK, whose product is annotated as CASK. The transcript has 23 exons. Lineage: Eukaryota; Metazoa; Arthropoda; Insecta; Lepidoptera; Pyralidae. Gene Ontology annotation, molecular function: protein kinase activity; ATP binding; signaling receptor binding. Gene Ontology annotation, biological process: intracellular protein localization; protein phosphorylation; regulation of neurotransmitter secretion. The record is from RefSeq and is a predicted model, not a curated record. Gene Ontology annotation, cellular component: cell-cell junction; plasma membrane. The coding region runs from base 440 to 3277 and encodes 945 amino acids.
ACUUUUGCAACCCUCGUAACGUAAUGUCAAAAGUAAAUAAAGUAUUUUCAGACAAAAAUUAAUAUUUUACAAGAUUCAACAUUUUUUUGCUAAUAUUUAUUAAUCUGCACAUAAACUCAAGAUGUGUUAUUACUUUUCUACCUUUCAAUACAUAUAUGUUAUUUAGUGGUGUCCUUUUACAGUGGCGUUUAUGAUACAAAUUUUACGUAAAAUAUUUUAAUCUUUAAUGCACAAUGUACGCUUUUCCACGGGUUUUCGUGUACUAUUUAAUAUAGAGUAUUUAAGACUUCCUAACAUAAUAUCAAUUGGUGUUCAUUUACUGUGUUGAAUCAUCGUGAAUUUGCGAGUGUCGUCUCAGGGCGUAACCUUCGAAUUCGCGUUAAGGCUGUGCUAAAAUGAUAUUUUUACCCUUUGCUGAAAAGUGAAAUAAUUUGUGAAAAUGGCUGAUGACGAAGUCCUGUUCGACGAUGUGUACGAGCUUUGCGAAAUCAUCGGCAAGGGUCCAUUCAGUCUGGUGCGCCGCUGUGUUCAUCGACAGACAGGACAGCAGUUUGCAGUGAAGAUAGUUGAUGUGGCUCGCUUUACAGCUAGCCCGGGACUUAGCACUGCAGAUCUGAAGCGUGAGGCGACAAUAUGUCACAUGCUAAAACAUCCGCAUAUUGUGGAGUUGCUCGAGACAUACAGCUCGGAAGGAAUGCUGUACAUGGUCUUUGAAUACAUGGAUGGCUCCGAUCUGUGUUUCGAAGUGGUACGUCGAGCCAGUGCCGGAUUUGUCUACAGCGAGGCUGUAGCGUGCCACUACAUGCGUCAGAUACUGGAAGCGUUACGCUACUGCCACGAGAAUGAUAUAGUGCACCGCGACGUGCGGCCGCACUGUGUGCUGCUGGCUGGGCGCGACAACUGCGCGCCCGUCAAGCUCGGCGGGUUCGGUGUGGCCGCUCAGCUGCCCGCGCCCAGCGAGCAUCGCGCGCCGCCUGAAUUGGUGAUGGACAAUCGACCCUUAAUGGGCCCAAUGGGUCAAGCAUAUCUGAAAUCAGACGAGUACGGUCGAAUCGGCACACCGCAUUACAUGGCUCCGGAGGUGGUGUCAAGCCAGUUGUAUGGGAAACCUGUGGAUGUAUGGGCCGCGGGCAUACUCCUUCAUGUUCUGCUCGUUGGAUAUCUACCAUUUACGGGCACCAGGGAGCGACUGUUUGAAGCCAUAUGCCGGGGGAGAUUGAGAUUCGAUGCCCCGAUGUGGGACGAUAUAAGUGACGCCGCCAAAGAUUUGGUCCAACGGAUGCUGACCGUGGACCACACCCAGAGAAUCAACAUUCAAGAAGUUCUCAACCACCGAUGGAUAAGGGACCGUGACAAGCAAAACCGCAUCCAUCUGGCGAGCACCGUCGACGAACUGAAGAAGUUCAACAGUCGGCGGCGGCUCAGAGCGGCCACGCUAGCGGCCGCACACGCGGACGAUGAAGAAGACGAAGAACAAACUGCGCGGCGGCAGCUCAUGCUGGAGGAGGCCGCUGCUGCUGCCGUGAACCUAGUGGUGGAGUCGUUAGACGACGUGUCCGUCCUGCAAGACGGGCCAAUGUUCGUGGACCCGGACCUGUUCCACAGCGUGCUGGACGAUCUGCAGCUCAGGGCCCUGUUGGAGGUAUUCGAUCGCAUAGCGUGCACCGUAGUGGUGACGAGCGGACGGGCGCCGGCGGCGGACGGGCGCCAGCGCUGCCGCGUGGCGCUGGAGAACGUCACCCGACCGCGGCACCCUGGUGGCGGCGUGGGCGCGGCCUCGCCCGCCACCGCCACCGCCAUACACGAGGUGCGGAGGCUGCUUGCGCAUCCGCAUAUCAAGGCCCUACUCCAGGCUCACGAUGUGGUCGCUCGAGAGGUGUACGGCGAGGAGUCACUGCGCGCGUCCCCCCCACCAGUCAAUGGGCGCACCACAGCGCCCCCACCGGAGGACGAAGACGACACUGAACCGGAGUUCGAGAACGUGACCAGGGUCCGCCUCGUGCAGUUCCAGAAGAACACUGAUGAGCCAAUGGGCAUAACACUGAAACUGGCUGACGACGGGCGCUGUAUCGUGGCCCGUAUCAUGCACGGCGGGAUGAUCCAUCGACAGGCAACGCUGCACGUCGGCGAUGAGAUCAGAGAGAUCAAUGGUACACCCGUCGCCAACCAGUCUGUUGCGCAACUCCAGAGAAUGCUGCGUGACGCUCGAGGAUCAGUGACAUUCAAGAUUGUACCAUCCUAUCGCUCAGCACCACCGCCCUGCGAGCUUUUCCGGAUAAAGCCUUCGCCCGUGCUAAUAUUUGUAAGAGCUCAAUUUGACUACGAUCCAUUGGAAGAUGAGCUAAUACCGUGCGCUCAAGCUGGCAUCGCUUUCAACAUAGGAGAUAUUCUUCAGAUCAUAAGCAAAGAUGACUCUCACUGGUGGCAAGCCCGUAAGGAUGCUUCUGGAGGUUCAGCUGGUCUUAUACCAAGCCCAGAACUCCAGGAAUGGAGGGCUGCAUGCGUCGCAGCAGAAAAAUCUACCACCGAUCAAGGAGCCGAAGGGUGCGUCUCACACACCGAUGGAUGUGAAAAUACAGUGAAUUGUUCCAUAUUCGGCCGUAGCAAGAAGAAGCAAUCUAAAGACAAGUACCUGGCCAAACACAACGCCAUCUUUGAUCAGCUGGACGUCGUCACUUACGAAGAGGUCGUCAAGUUGCCAUCAUUCCAAAGAAAAACCAUAGUGCUGCUUGGCGCGCACGGGGUUGGUCGACGCCAUAUCAAGAACACUCUCAUAGCGCGGCAUCCCGACCAGUACGCCUAUCCGAUUCCACAUACCACUCGCCCACCGAGACCCGACGAAGAAAACGGUAGAAGCUACUACUUUGUUUCUCACGAGGACAUGAUGGCUGAUAUAGCGGCCAACGAGUAUUUGGAGUAUGGCACCCACGAGGACGCAAUGUACGGUACAAAACUGGAGACAAUACGGCGCAUAUACUCGGAACGGCGGAUCGCCAUCUUGGAUGUGGAGCCGCAAGCGCUGAAGAUAUUGAGGACAGCGGAAUUCGCGCCGUACGUCGUUUUCAUCGCUGCGCCGCCGCUCAACAAUGUUGCUGAUUACGAUGGUUCCUUGGAGGUCCUAGUUCGCGAAUCCGAGAACCUGCGGCGCACAUACGGACACUACUUCGACCUGACCAUUGUCAAUAAUGACAUAGACGACACUCUCGCCCAACUCGAAGCCGCAUUGGCCAGACUACGCUCCACCCCGCAGUGGGUGCCUGUGUCCUGGGUAUACUGACAGUCUGACUACUAUCUGUAAAAUGAUCUGGACUUUAUUACGAUGGAAUAUGGUUGCGGUUUCAACAGCUAAUGAACCUGCUAGUUGGUGCCAUUCAUUUUUGAAUUUGGAUCUAACAUAGUUAAAGUUAAAAACAAGAUUCGAAAAGUUUCACGUGUAUCAGGCCGGUAAGAAUUUCAAAGGUAUGGUGCCAUCUAGUGGCGAUUUUAAGAACUACAUGUCGGAUUAUGAGUGAUGUAAUAAAGUCUUGUUCAGGCAGUUUCAAUCUUCGUCGAACUUAGAUUCUAUAAAAGCACAAAUUGAAUGUGUUUACUCACUUUAUCAUUUGAAGCUGUGACAGCAGACAUAGAUAAUAAAUAAGGCUUGAUUUUCCUACUAAGAUAAUUUCAGCGUUAAGAAUCUUUCAAUCACUUAUAGCUACUUAUUACAUUAACAGUAUUUCAUUGUACCUAAUACUCUUAGAAUUAAUUUUAAAAACUUAUAUACCAUUGGUAUGAACUUUAAAAGUAGAUACCUAAUCUGAUCAAUGACCGUCAGAAAAGUUAGGAUUUAAUAACAAAAUAACAAAAAAAAUCAAAUUAUUAUUAUUAGCAAAUUAAAAAUAAUUGUGACUUCUUUUUGUUUCAAGAAAUAAUUGAUUAACACUGUUGCAAACUUUUUUUACCUUUUGGAAUAAUGUUGCGCUUAUGAUAUUUUUAAUGUCAAAAAUAACAUGGUUAAUAACGACAGGUUAUACGAAAUGACAGAUGUAUAGAUGCCACUAUAACGGGCCUAUAAAAAUAUUCGGAUUUGGUAAAAAAAAGUUUGUGGCAUUGUACCUUAUCUAUAAGUACUAGAUUUGUUUUGUUGGUAUCUCUAAAACUAAUAAAAUAGUUACUUAAUUUUACUUAAUUGAUAUUGUGAUAUAUUUUUUUUCUACAUUUUCUUUGAUAUCAGCAUGAAACGCGUAUAGCUUGCAUAUUGUUUGGUGCAUUUACGCUCAAAUCACAUUAUGUGCCAAAUGUUUGUGUACGAAUUUUUCGGCAAAAAUUAACUUAAGAUUUAAGGCACCUUGCACAUGACACACUCACGGGACUUUUGGAACAAUGUACAUAAUAUACAUUAGUAGAUAAUUAAUGAUAACGAAAAAUACUUCUCUAGCGGUGUAUCGUAGCUCAAAUAUUCACUUCGACAUUUGAAUUUAGGAAUUCUAUUUAGCGUAUGUAAUUUAUGAAUCUUGUCGUUUUCCAACUACUUAAAAGCUUUGACACUAAUUUUAAUGUAAUAUAUUUAAAAUUUUAAUAUUAUAUAAACUUCAAUUAGACAAAAGUGUUAUGAUCCAAAUGAAAUAAUAUUCGCCAAACUAAUUAAUAUUUACUUAACAAUGUUAUUACCCUUAACAAUAUUGAUUUUAAAUUUACGGACCUUGUAAAUUUUUCAUUAAAAUUUGGUAGUUGGAAAACGGUCUAUUAUCACAGGAUUAGAAUCACAGGGUUGCAAGAAUAGCGUUUUUCUUCAAUCUGGAUUUAGGUGUUCCUCAUAUCUGUAUUUAGUUUCCCUUUUAUACAUAUUUUAAAGCAAAAAAAAAAGUAUGAUACAAAUAAUUUCAUGUCAAGGGGCUCAAUGACAUUGAAGUUUUGCUAUAUAAAGUAUUUUACCUACACAUUAUCACUUUUUUCUGCGAAAUAAAAGCAUAAAAGUUAGUAAAAGUUGCAUAUUGCCUCGAUCAAGUACCAUCGAUAUUAUAUACCUCGAUCAUUUUACAUCAAUUCACGACAACAUUCCUGUAUAUAUCCUAUAUAAUAUAUAUUUUAUUGAGUAGGAAAAUUUUACUUCUCGCUAUAACUCACUGUUUUUACUUUUUAUUAAUUAUUAGGUUAACAUGACAUUAUGUCAACUUUAACAAAACGGUGUAUUCAUAUAAAGUAUACCGUAAGAAAUAUUAUUGUACUUUUUUUUAAUUGAUGAACAAUUGGUUGUCCAAUUGUAAAUUACCUAUUUAUUAAGUAAAAUGUAGUGUACCAUAAUAUUUAUAAGUACCAUUAACUCGUUUGCGUCAUAGAAAUUAAAUUUAUUUUCAAAUCCAUAUUUAUUUUACAAUUAAACUUCGUAAUUAUUUUUUUUUCAUUAUUAAAAAGAAUUAGUAUGAUGUAGUUGGUUACUCUGUUUUUCAUGUUAUUUUUAUAGUAAGGAGCAUAUGAUUUGUGUCAAAUUACUUGGGGCCAAAUCAGCUAUUUGGCUUCGACAUCCUUUCCCUAAAGUAUUGCUAACAGAUAUGUACUUCCCCUAGCGAAUAAUGACCGAAAUGUAUGUUCCAAAAUUCAUUUUUCAGUUACCCAUUUUAUUCAAAAUUGAACGAAUAUAGAGAAUGAUUGUAGUUAAAUAAAUAUUACUUAUACAAUAUUGAAUUUAAUAUUAGGUAAUGUGUGUGAGAAGUGUAAUGGAGUGCGGGUAGCACUGUUUGUUUCGUUACAAAACUUUUAUUAAUGUUGCCACAUAAAAAAUAUUUAAGUAUAACAAAUUAUUUCAAUGCAAUAUGAUUGUAGAUUGUUCUGUUGCUAUUUCAUAGGAUUUAUUGAACUUAGGAUAUUCAUUCCAAAAUAACGUUUAAAUUUAUUUUAUGAAUUAUAUUAGGCGGUGAUUGUUCAUAGAUGGAUAUUUCUAGAAUUUAGAAAAGAAAAUAUUUACUAGACGAGAAAAUAUUUCAGAAAUAAUGGCUUCUCAUUGAAACUAUAUUUUUUGGUUUUGCCAUACAAACUUUUUGCGGAACCUAAUUUUGACGCAUGAAAGAGGUAAAUUUUAGGAAAGGUUCAUGUAAUUUUAGACAAUUAAAAUACUAAGAACUAAAACUAGAUGUCGCGUUGAAAAAGCGGAAUGCAAUAAGUUUCUUUCAUUGUUUUCAAAUAUAUUUUUACGAUUUUUAGCUUUUGGCAAUAAAUAACAAAUUUAUUUAUUACUUUGCUAAGUACUUUUUUAUGUUAAAGUUAUUAUUCUCUAAUAAUUGUAAAUAUUAUGUACUUACAAAUGUGUGUUCUGGAAUAGUUUUUCUUUUAUUUUCCCUGUACCGCGCUUUAUGGAUGAGUGUUAAAGAGUCUAACAUUAUAAUGUAAUAAUUAUGUAAUAAUACCUUUAACUGAGAGUAUUUUUAAUGAUAUUAAGCAUCACAAAUUUAACUUUAAACAUUCCUUCUUUUUUGAGACCGAGAUAAUUUAUUAUUAUUUAAGAUACGUUGUGGCAUUAUUAAUGUUAAUUGUUGAAAGUCAUAAUAAGUUAAUAAAAUAUUGUGAUCAUUAGUUAUUUUAUAAUUUAUUAAUUUGAUAAGUAGGUCAUCUUAAUUUUUUUUUUCUGUUAUAGAAUGUAAACAAUUUCUCCUGUGGUUUUAUGUUAAAACAGGCAUCACCUCACAUUAGUAAUAUAUAAUUAUAACUAUAGGAAAUAUUCAGAAAAGUAGACAAAUAUAUACCUAAACGUUUCAAUAUAAAAUCAUAUGGAACAGAAUGAAUCUUAAACCAUAGAUAUAACCAUGAAUACCUGUUAAUUCUAUUCUAAAUGAUAACGAGUGAGUCAAGCUGACUAUAUAUUAACCUUUUAAGGUACAUUUCAGCUCGUUUCAAUCGUUUCUCUAAAUGUAUCUGUCUGAAUAUAUCAAUGUAAGAGAUUGCAAAGGAAAUGGUUUUAUCAAGAACAACUAAAGAUGACUGAAGUAAAAUCUUAUUACAAUAACUGUUAAAAUUGAAUAAAUCGCACAAAAAAUA